AUGUCUGGGAUCCUGCUGACGACCAGGAACCGCAUCCAGCGUGAAGUCCAGUGGCACCACGCACCCGCCAGUCCGUCGUGCUCGCCGCAGGUAACCGUCAUCGCCUUCGUCACCUCGAGCCCCGACCACCGCGAGCGCCGAGACAGGAUCAGGAACACUUGGGCCAACCCGGUCUACUAUCCUCGCAAAGAUCUCAGGUUUCUGUUUGUGAUAGGAGCCAUAGCCAGCACUUCUGUGCAGGCCGCCGUGGACGAGGAGAUGGCGCAGUUUAAUGACAUUAUUCAAAACAACUUCUAUGAUUCAUAUCGGAACUUGACUUACAAGACCAUCGCCUGGCUGUCGUGGGUCGUGCACCACUGCCCCGACGUCCCCUUCGCCCUCAAGGUGGACGACGACGUGGUUGUGAACCCCUUCGGUCUGCAGGAGUUAUAUGGAAAGAUCAAUCAGAUGACCAUCUCGGAAAGGAAGGAGGGAAAACCGGCUGUUGGGAAAAUAUACGGAAGAAUCAUACUGGCACCACCGCAGAGAGUCGGGCGCUGGGCACUGACGAAGAUGAACAAGGGGAAAAAGAGCGGAGCUAUGGACUUUUUAUCACGUCUAGCCUAUGAGGAGGAGUACGCUUCAAAUGCUUUCCCGCCGUAUGCCAUAGGGGCCGCUUACAUCAUUGAUAACGUAGCGCUCAGGAAGCUCUGGGAUCAUGUUUCUCUUGCUCCUUUUCUGUGGAUAGAAGACGUGUUCCUCACCGGGAUGGUGGCACGAGAAGCUGAGCUUAAACAUGAGUGGCUAAAUCACCAUUACCUGGAGAGAGAAUUAUCCGAUUCUUGGUAUAAUGGAAAUGGAAUUUUCUUGCUUGAAGCCUCGUCACGGGAUGCUCAGACGGCGUGGGAUUUCAUCAAUAAAUGA
Messenger RNA from Penaeus indicus, 903 nucleotides. RefSeq names its product beta-1,3-galactosyltransferase 5-like. Gene Ontology annotation, cellular component: Golgi membrane. The transcript is spliced from 6 exons. The record is from RefSeq and is a predicted model, not a curated record. The coding region runs from base 1 to 903 and encodes 300 amino acids. NCBI's taxonomy places the organism in Eukaryota, Metazoa, Arthropoda, Malacostraca, Decapoda, Penaeidae. Gene Ontology annotation, molecular function: hexosyltransferase activity.